AUUUCAAGAUCCAGCACAAAAUGAGUUGUUCAAGUUGUCUUGUCGCAAUUUUUGUUGUUCUUCAAAUUACAUCAGAAGUAAAAUGUGAGUUCAUUGUCAACGAUAACAGCUGGAGGAAUUGUCUUGGUCAACCAACGUUGACCGUAAAAAUUCAAAGUUUUGAGAACAAACCCUUCGAAAAGACAGAAAGAGUGUUUGUGGUCAAUCAAACCUUUCCAUUAUUGUCAGUUGUGAGCACAGACAUAUCGAUAUGCUCGCUGAAAGAUCACCCAGAUGCUUGUUCACAAGAAAGUGUAGGCCAUUACUGGUUACCUUGCUCCAUAAUUAUCGAAAAAAACAGACCUUGGAGCAACUUCAUUCAAUCCUUCGAGCCGAAAUUGAAAUGUCCCUUGAAACCUGGAGUGUACAGAUCUAAUGCACCAGCCAAAGAUGUAUGGAAGAUAUUCGAAAAUGAUCUGAAGCACGUACAGUCUGGUACAUAUCAAGUACUUUUUGAUGUCGACUUCGGCAGUAAAAAACUGAUAUGCUGGGAGAUAGAGUUCGAAGUUAAGAGAGUUUCCACUUAGCGGCAAUUGAUUCGAGGGAAUUCAAGUCUUUUUGUGUAUUCUCCUUUCGUAUACAUUCGUUGAAUUCGUAAUAAGGAAUUUUCUGUACAGAACAUGAUAUCAAAUAUGCCAGUUUUUUUCAUUUUAUUCAGUUUAUGCAUUCGACUACAAAAUAAAAAUUCAUGUUGGGAAUACCGGAAAGAUAA
Messenger RNA from Harmonia axyridis, 751 nucleotides. RefSeq lists its product as uncharacterized. The coding region runs from base 21 to 566 and encodes 181 amino acids. NCBI's taxonomy places the organism in Eukaryota, Metazoa, Arthropoda, Insecta, Coleoptera, Coccinellidae. The transcript has 4 exons. The record is from RefSeq and is a predicted model, not a curated record.